AUGCAAACAGCGAUAAACACAGGACUGCUGAUAUUAUCAGCGUAUGGUACUGAACACGAUGUGCCGAAUUUUAAAAGAGGAGAGGAAUCUCUGAGGCUUGAUUCAUCGAUUCUCACAUCAGAUUCAUCUGUUGCGUUGCGUUCACCAAGUAAUCCAGAAUGGAUUUCACAGUUAAUAAAUUGUUCCCCAUACAUAACAACACCGUUACAAGCUAUGCUCCUUGUUACCAUGACCAAUGGUUCUGUUAUUGAAGCGUACAAUUUUUUAACAACUGGAAAGCGUCGUCAGCCAUCAUCGUCUGAUGAAUUUAGUCCACCUCUUUGGUUAUUUGAUGAUGACAGAUCUUUGAGUUCAGAAGACGCAGAAGCAGUUGAUGAACUUGUCAAUCGUUUUGGCUGGACGGAAGUAAUUGAGCGUUGUAAAUUUUUAAAAGAUCCAGAUUAG
This is a messenger RNA of Trichobilharzia szidati, 444 nucleotides long. The record is from the annotation of a GenBank genome assembly. NCBI's taxonomy places the organism in Eukaryota, Metazoa, Platyhelminthes, Trematoda, Strigeidida, Schistosomatidae.